AUGACGGCUGACCUUGUCAGGUGCUCUGCUACUCUUGCUGCGAAGGAUGGCGACGCCGACGUUCUAUGGCUGCGCGAAGUGACGACCCAAUGUCAACUGUGGGACGAAAGAAUCCUAGUCCCGUCGUCUUUGACGCAGCUAGGCUGCAAGGCAAUGACCGGGCUCUCGCUCGUGCCGUUCAUGUACGUCCUCGGAUCCUCUGCAUCGCCCACGUUGUCGGGCCGCUCCGCAAUACCAUUUUCACCGGGAUUCGACAUCUCAGCGGUCCUUUCCCUCGCGGUCUCUCUGCCCUCACACUCAUGGGAAUUCGGCACGGCGUCAGAAGCUCUCCUUGAACUUUACGAUGCCCCUUACUCUGUUUAUGGCGAGAAGCCCUUUCCGAUACCUUGGCUGUCGCCCUCUCCCCAUUCUCGAGUCUACUCGCCGGCGCUGGAUUACGCCAAACAAAAUAUCGUGAUUGGGACACCGCCCAAUGGACUGAGCGACGGAGACGGGGCGGUGGGAGACCCAGCGAGUUUGGGAGUGGUCGCGCUUCUACUGGGCGUUGGGGAUGAGAAAUACAGGGUCGCUGCAGAGGAAGAGAUAGAUUAUCUGUUGGAAGGUGCUCCUAGGUGGCAUAACGGAGCGGUAUCUCAUCGUGCAGCAUAUGCCGAACUUUGGGCUGAUUUUAUCUACAUGGCACCUCCUUUUCUGGCCUACUACGGCGCUGCGAUGUCCAACGCUACCGUCCUCCGAGCAGCCGUUGAACAGUGCCGACUCUACCACCAAGUUCUACUCACCAACACCACUUCCCCAGCCUAUUCUCCCGCCAAGCAGCCACAGAGCACCGCGGGUCUCUGGGUGCACAUCGUCGGCCCAGAGAACGCUGACCCAGGCCUCUGGUCGACAGGGAACGCCUGGGCCGCUGCUGGGAUGAUGCGCGUUCUCGCUACGGUGCUCAAGGCGGGCAGUACGCUCUCAUCCUCAUGGAGACACACGGCCAUCGCUGAUCUGACUCGGAUGAUCACUGAUAUACUCGACGCGGCGAUCCGGCUGCAGCCUCAAGUUCAGAUCGAGGGUUAUGGUGGUGGAGGGAAGGACAAGGGGCUUCUCAGGAACUACCUCGACGACGAGACAUGGUUCGGGGAGAUAUCGGGAAGCACACUCCUAGCGAGUGUUGCGUACCGCUUGGUGUCGACCCCUGGAAUAUCCUUGUCAAAAAAGGAUACCAGACGGUAUAUUGCGUUUGCGGAGUCCAUUCGCUUGCUGUUGGGUGAGAGAGAUGCAGAAGGUGAGGGGAUGUAUGUGAGCAAAAAUGGGACCGUGGCUCCUGCUGUGAACCCUCUUGGAUGGGGUGAUCGGACGCCUUACACAGCUGGCAGUCCGGAAGGUCAGAACUUUGUGGUGCUGAUGUACGCUGCGUGGAGAGACUGGAAGCAAAAUCAGUGA
Cyclocybe aegerita is the source of this 1428-nucleotide messenger RNA. NCBI's taxonomy places the organism in Eukaryota, Fungi, Basidiomycota, Agaricomycetes, Agaricales, Hemipholiotaceae. The record is from the annotation of a GenBank genome assembly.